UCAAGCAAAAUGUGCGCUCUUUAGAAAACUAAUUGCUACAAUGGAGGAACUAAUACAAGGAUUGGAGAAGAAUAGUCAACUACGAGAUUCUUCAUGUGAAGCAGAGCUCCAUGAACUAAUACAUCAAAUUGAUGUAAUGGUAAGCCGUAAAAACACAGAAUGGGAACAGCAUUCAAAAAGCCUUGAGACCCAGCUUGAAAUGCGUGAACUUGAAUUGAACAACAUGUGGACUUACCUUGAGCAGAAGCAUCAUGAGGUGGGUAAGCUUCGUCAGCAGCUAGAAGACUUUGAGAACUUUCACAGGGAAAUGAUACAUAAAUAUAAAGAACAUCUUAAGUCCUUUAAAUCUGAACUCCAUAAGCUACAAAGUAGUUAUGAGAAACUACAAAAACAUCAACUGAAGCAAGCCAGAGAGCCACGCAAAUUAGAGAUCGUUGGUGAAAAUGGGGAGACUCACUCAAAGCAGAAGAUUUUAAAUAGCAAUUUGGAGGCUCAAAGUUCUGAUCCCUACUGGAAUUGUAGGAAGCAGAUAGAGUUAUGUGAAUCAGAAAUAAAAUACUUAAAGAGUUGCAUGGAGAGUGCUCAAGACACCAUAAAGAGUGAUGAGACUAUCAUCGAGCAGCUGAAGCUUACUAUUGAGCAAAAAAUCACCAAUGAAGAAUUGAACCAGAAGAAUCAACAAAAGCUGUCAGAAGAAAUUAAAUGUUACCGAAGGAGAUGUCAGAAAAUGGAAUCAGAAAUUACAGAGCUACAAAUUGAAUUGCAGUCACGGGAUGAUCUUCUGCAAGUGACGGACAGAGAGCAAAAGCAACUGCGCAGGGAACUAGCCAGGGCCAAAGGAUCCCUAAUGGUUAAAGAUGGAGAUGUUAGGCUUGAGUUAUCCCAUACAUAUUGCAGGCAGCAGAAUGAUGAACUCAGCAGAAAAGAGGAGGAGUUACAGAGAUUGCAGAAUGAAUACGUGGAAGUGAACAAGGAAGUCAAUAAAUUGAGGGACUGUCUAUGUCAGGAGGAGCAGUUGCAUAGCUCUGAGAUGGUAGGAAUUAGAACAGAGAUCUCCAAGCUGACUACAGAACUCGAUCAAAAAGAAAUCACCAUAGCAACUGUCACAGAGAAAACUGCUUACCUGGAAAAGCAACUCAAAAUUGAGCUGGAGAAAAGAGAACAAAUAUUGGCUGAAUAUCGGGUGGCUAAAGAGCAGCUUGGAUCUCUUAAAGCAGAGAAUCAACAGUUGAAGAAAAAUUUGCAAACUCUGGAGGACAGAAUACCAAUGAUAGAAGGUUGUCAAGUUAAGGAGAUGCAAAAUGCUCACGUGGCCUCUAUUAGUGAAUUGGGAUAUGGUAAUAAACGGUUACAGAAAGACUUGGUCAAACUACGAGCAGAGUUGGAAAUAUCCUCCAAGACUAGCCAGGAGAAGUAUGAGGCAGCUCUUCGUCAUACACAACAGGCUGUAGCAGAGAUGAAAGAACAUGAAGACAGGAGAGUUAAGAAACUUCGACAAGAAAAUGAUCAACAAAUAAACACAAUGAAAAUCAAACUAGAUGAAACUAUACAUCAUUAUGAGGGGAAAAUUAGGAACCUUCAGAAGGGCUACAGCAUUCAAAAUAACUUGAGAAAUUCUGUACCUGGAUUUGCAGGCAAACAAUACAGGGAGUUCUCACCAGAAAGGAAGCCAACUUCUUCAAAACUAUUGACUGCUAACAGCACUUCUUAUUGGCAUAGCAGUGAUAUCACAGGUGUAAAUAUCCCCGACAUUUCUCCAACCUGCAUCCAUCCUGAGGAGAAUUUCCUGACUCCGAAUCCCACAGAGAUGUCAGACAUUUCUUCAGUAACAGAGCAUUUCCUCAAAGAAGAAGAAGAACGAGCCCGAGUGUUGGAGAAGCUGCUUAAUUCCCACAUUGAUGAACUGCAAACUGAUUCAAAAUGUACAGUUAAGAUGUAUGCUGGAGCUAAAGUAGAUAUGCCUGCUACCACGGCUGUCUUGUGUAACUGCACAUUUCAAGAAACCUGAAAUACUAUGGACUGUAUUAUGUAAUAUGUAAUGAAUGGACCAUUGACAUUGUUGCUAACAAAAAGUGUUUGCAUAUCUGCAACUGCUAAAGAAUUGCAUGCAGAAAGCUGACAAUUUUAAGUUGUUCAAAACAUAUGAAGUGAACUUUUUAAUAUGAAGUGUUAAUGCUUUAUACAUCUAGAUGAAAAUAUUACUCUGUAAUAUGGAUUCAACUUUUACAAUUUAUUGUUAAUAUUGUCCUUUCAUCGUCAGUCUUGAAGCAUUAAAAUUGGAGAAACUUAAAGGAAUGGCUGGAUCACUUUUGUACCAAUAUGAAUGCCUUG
Messenger RNA from Stegostoma tigrinum, 2331 nucleotides. Its product is annotated as deuterosome assembly protein 1-like. NCBI's taxonomy places the organism in Eukaryota, Metazoa, Chordata, Chondrichthyes, Orectolobiformes, Stegostomatidae. The record is from RefSeq and is a predicted model, not a curated record. The transcript has 13 exons. Gene Ontology annotation, biological process: centriole replication; de novo centriole assembly involved in multi-ciliated epithelial cell differentiation. Gene Ontology annotation, cellular component: centriole. The coding region runs from base 41 to 2008 and encodes 655 amino acids.